Molecule: messenger RNA, 2495 nt
Organism: Molossus molossus (Pallas's mastiff bat)
Lineage: Eukaryota; Metazoa; Chordata; Mammalia; Chiroptera; Molossidae
Gene: PAFAH1B2
Product: platelet activating factor acetylhydrolase 1b catalytic subunit 2
Exons: 7
Coding region: 245-934 (229 amino acids)
Source: RefSeq, a predicted model, not a curated record
CUUGGCUCCUUUCCUCUAGACACUCUCCAGUUGUCAGAAUUGCAAGUUUUUCAACAAAAUCUGAACGUGGUAUCCUAAGAACUGAAAUCAGCUUAAGGGCCUGCCUGCUCGGCCGUAAGCAGUGAGGGGUGGAUUUGAAUGCGUAUUGUUAUGGAGAUGCCAUUAAUGAACUUAGUGGAGACCUGUCAUAAGUCAAAAUACCUAGUGAAAUGUCAGGAACCAGGGCCAAAACCUGUGGUGUAGAAUGAGCCAAGGAGACGCAAACCCAGCAGCCAUUCCACAUGCAGCGGAGGACGUCCAAGGAGAUGACAGAUGGAUGUCUCAGCACAACAGAUUUGUCCUGGACUGCAAAGACAAAGAGCCUGAGGUGCUGUUUGUGGGGGACUCCAUGGUGCAGUUAAUGCAGCAGUACGAGAUUUGGCGAGAGCUUUUUUCCCCGCUCCAUGCCCUGAACUUUGGAAUUGGAGGAGAUACAACAAGACAUGUUUUGUGGAGGCUAAAGAAUGGAGAACUGGAGAACAUUAAACCUAAGGUCAUUGUUGUCUGGGUAGGAACAAACAACCAUGAAAACACGGCAGAAGAAGUGGCAGGUGGAAUCGAGGCCAUCGUACAACUUAUCAACACGAGGCAGCCACAGGCCAAAAUCAUCGUACUGGGUUUAUUACCUCGAGGUGAGAAGCCCAACCCUUUGAGGCAAAAAAAUGCCAAGGUGAACCAGCUCCUCAAGGUUUCCCUGCCAAAGCUUGCCAACGUUCAGCUCCUGGAUACGGAUGGGGGCUUCGUGCACUCGGACGGUGCCAUCUCCUGCCACGACAUGUUUGAUUUUCUGCAUCUCACAGGAGGGGGCUACGCAAAGAUCUGCAAACCCCUCCAUGAACUGAUCAUGCAGUUGCUGGAGGAGACACCUGAGGAGAAGCAGACCACCAUUGCCUGACUGGGCGUCAGUGUUCCAGCACCCCAGCUUCCUCAGAGCGGUUACGUCACUGGCACUGCAGAGCCCCUCUCUUUCUUAAGGCACUUCGCACUGUGGGACGUUCCCGGAUGUUCACAUCUCGUGUUUGGAAGGGAGGAGGGAUUUAAACCGGUCCUGUACAUGAGUUUGUUUGACACAGGAGAAAAAUUAGUCAAGGGAGAUUGUUUAAAUGUAUUUGAAACCAGAAGGGGACUUUUUAGUUGUACGUAUGACACAUUGAAUUAUCACUGCUUUACCUAGAACGACGUCAGCCUAAGUACUGAACAAAUGAAGAUGUUUUUCUUGGCCUUUCUCUCUACGGAUUAGGUCAUAUAUAAUAAUGAUCGGAAUCGCACCUACUUGGGUUUAAAACAUGUUUUUUUUCCAGUUUUCGAGGAUCAUAAUUUAGCCUUUAGUUUCUGUUUCCCUUUCUUCACAUGUCUUCUCAGUGUUUUAACACGUAGCAUCAGAUUGGACACGCUUGUCAUUCAGAUGCGGGAGUUCCAAGUGAGUUUGUCCCACUCAGUCUUUCCCAGGCUUAGCUGUGAAAAUAGGUUUCGCCCCAGUCGGGGACUCUGGGGGUUUUAUUUUUAUGCUGCUGAAUGUGACGUCUGUGAUGGCCCGUGCAUGCAGCCUGUGCUCCUCGGGGGCGGGCAGUCCUUGGUGGCGUUACAGGCUUGUAACCCGCUCCGGGCCUCGGAGCUCUGUCGCGGGGCGCUGAGUGCCAGCCAGUCCUCCCGUGUGUUUCUGACGCGUGGCUAGUUCCCGUGUGCAUUCUGUGCUAGAGCCUGUGUGCGCUCACAGCCGUCCUGCUUGGCUGCUCGGUUUUCCCUGAGAGCCUGUGACAGUUUCCUUUGGGGCAGGGAUCAGAACUCUUACCUUCCAUUCCAUGAGCCCUGACAUUAUCUCAAGUUUUAUAGUAUCUUAAGGUGUAUAUUUUAUUUUUUUAUUGUCUUAGUUUUAAAUUAUAUCAGUCCAGAAAAAUUUGGCCAUUUUUCAUGGGGAAACAAGUGAAACUGUUCAGAAUAGGCAUUCUACUUGAUCCCACCAUUGUAGUGAAAAGAACGAGGUUUGUUUAACUUGAAGGCUUUCUCUUUAAUGUAUCUUCAUCUGAGAUUUCUUUCAGGAGAGCUCUUAAUAAUCUGAAUGGUUUGUUGGAGCUACAAGAACUGCCAUUUUUAAAGUAAUGGGACAAUAGAUGUUUUAUAUUGUUCAGUAUACCUAUGAAAUGUGUACAAACUGGACCUACACACAUAUUUCAAACUGGACCAGGUAGAUAUUGAAGUAGCCCAUCCAGAUGUACUCUGCAGAAAUCUCGCUUAACGUUCAAGUUCAGGAACUAAGGCACAUGUUUCGUAUUCUGCUUGCCAGGCAAACAGCAGUGCUUCUGUGGCCGGAGGGGUUGCCGAUUUGCGCCGAGAGCCGGUUCUGGUUGUGAGGAUUAGCGCUUGGGCUGCUUUGUUUUUUCUUGUCAAGCCUCUUUCUAGGAAUUUUAUUGUUUUGUUUUUGUCUUUAAAAAAAAACAUACUUUUCUGAAUGUAUC